Molecule: messenger RNA, 2190 nt
Organism: Medioppia subpectinata
Lineage: Eukaryota; Metazoa; Arthropoda; Arachnida; Sarcoptiformes; Oppiidae
Source: the annotation of a GenBank genome assembly
AUGAAAAUGUUGGUAAAUAUAUGCCGCAGCCAUUUGCCUGUAGUAUCAAUCGGGUCGGUACUGUCGGUGCUACUAAUUAACGCAGCGCUGAAUACAGGGGCGCCGGUCAGGGCGAAGGGUGCCAUCACUAUAGCGCAUAUGUUGCGCCAGAAUUUGUGGGCACCGGGAGGUGAUUGUACCCUAUGGUCAUCUCUAUCCGAUGUUAACGGGACACUACUUGUUGUUGUUGUCCACCCGUUGCCCACAUCCAGCAUAUGUAUCUGUCCUGCGCUGGACUCCGAGUCCCUCUCCCGGUUAUUUAGAAUACCACGUGACCCACAACGAUCAAUAGGAGAUAUGGACUAUAAAUCCAAAUUAAGUGAAGUACAUAUGCUGGAUGUAAGCACGGGGUGGACAACAACAACACCCAAUCGUCUAUUAACAGCAAACAGAGAUGACCACCGGGUAGUGUCUACACCGUCCGGUGCCUGUAAAUUCUGGCGCAACACCUGUGCAGUAGUAAUGGCACCGUUUGCGUUAACAGGCGCUCCCGUGUUUAGCGCUGUAUUAAUAAACAACAACGACUGUCCCGACCCUAUCAACACUAUUGGCAAAUGGUUGCGACAUAUAUUCACCAACAUAUCCCUACUACCAAUAACUAUGAUAUCGCUGGGUAUAGCAUUGUUUCUAGAUGGAUCGGCCAACACCGCUGCAGAUGGGACAGCAGACUUGAGUCGUUUGCGCGAAAUUAAACACAAGUUUAAAACAAACGCCGACAACAUAGUUGCUAUUAAUAGCUCGUUCAAUGUUGUCAACUCAAUGUUUAUCAUCUCGUUAAUUGUGGAAAUGAUUAUAGAUUCAUACGACACAAUCAUUUUGUUUGUUGCCUACUGGACGCGCCCUCCUGGAAGUACAUUGGGUCCUGAUUUGAUCAGGUCACGGGCGGCGCCCAUACAUCUGUGCGACACGUUUAGUCAUUUUAAUGCCAUUGUAGAGUCCGAUUCGUAUCGAUCUUUCCGUUUACUCAAGUAUUACAUGUCGGCCCGUUUGGAGAGGACUGAGACUCCGGCCGUACUUUGCAUUUCCGCUUUCUUGUGGUUUGGUUUCCUAAGCCAGAGUCAACGGAUUAUGAACACCAAAUCCACUUCAGAACAGAUACGACUAGAUUUGGACACCGGAUGGCCAACAAAAACCUGUCAAUUAACACCGGACAGGGAUGACCAUUGGGCACAAUCAUCUCCCGGUGCCCAACACUUCUGGCGCAUCACCUUUGCUAUAGUGAUGGCCCCGUUUGCGUUGACCGGUGCCCCUGUAUUCAGCGCAGCGUCACAUAGUCCCUACCCUAUCGACACUACCGGCAAAUGGCUGCGGCAUAUAUUUACCAAUAUCAAUUUAGUGCCGAUUACUAUUUUAUCGCUGGUAGGCGAUAUCGUAAACACGCUUUUGUUUGUGGGAGCUGUGCCCAAAAACGUCUUGGUUACCAUAGGCGAUUUGAUUAAUUUAUUGCCCAUAGCGCUACCGGUCACUCUAUUUUGGUUUAACGGUCAUGUUCUACCUAUUCAUUCAAUCAGCUACUCGACUUACGAUUGGAGACACAAACAUGGUAUCACAACCGAAAGCAAAUUGGACUUUUUUGGUUAUAUGUAUUUUAGUAUUGCUACCACAUUGUUGUUUGUAGUUUAUCUAACAUUCGCCUCGGCCAUACAUUGCAAAUGCAUCGAGCUAAAUGAAUUUAUAUUGAACUCGGCCAACACAGCCCCAGACGGAUCGGUCGAGUUGGGUCGGUUGCGCGAAAUAAAGCGCAAGUUUAAAACAAACGCCGACAACAUAGUUGCUAUCAAUAAGGCGCUUAAUCUAGUUAUGUCAACAUUUAUCAUCACGCUAAUUAUCGAGAUGUUCAUCGACGCGGUUGACAUAAUGCUUUUGUUUUCUGUCUAUUGGGGCCGCCCAGUGACCAGUACACUGGGCCCCGUCACGGGCGGCGCCCACACAUCUGUGCGACACGUUUACCCAUUCCGUUUACUCAAGUAUUACAUGUCGGCCCGUUUGGAGAGGACUGAGACUCCGGCCGUACUCUGCAUUUCAGUCUUCUUGGGUUACAACUUCUUAAGCCAGAGGUUCACCGCCAGAACCAAUUGUUUAAUAGUCGGCGCUGAGGCGGGGAAUGACUGUGCGGUUGGGCUAACCACCGGCGGGGGUCCGCCCCCAUAG